Messenger RNA from Haplochromis burtoni (Burton's mouthbrooder), 2290 nucleotides. Its product is annotated as zinc finger protein ZIC 4. Gene Ontology annotation, molecular function: DNA-binding transcription factor activity, RNA polymerase II-specific; RNA polymerase II cis-regulatory region sequence-specific DNA binding. The record is from RefSeq and is a predicted model, not a curated record. The coding region runs from base 309 to 845 and encodes 178 amino acids. Gene Ontology annotation, biological process: central nervous system development; regulation of transcription by RNA polymerase II. Lineage: Eukaryota; Metazoa; Chordata; Actinopteri; Cichliformes; Cichlidae. The transcript has a single exon. Gene Ontology annotation, cellular component: nucleus.
AAGGCUGGAGUAAGGAAGGAAAGGAGACAAGGACGCCGCCAAAUGGUAGCGGGUCGCGUCCUGCUGUAUUCCUUCGACUCCGUUCAUCUCUAUUCACAGUAAAUAGAAGCAUGGAGGCUUUGACUCUCGGGAGCUAACAGCGAGCAGCGGGGGGUAAAAACGCUGCCGCAUGCGCUCUCGCCUCGACUAAAACACACAGGAAGGAAGCGUGAUAGUGGUGAGGCUUUGGCCAGUUGGAUUGAACUCAUUUUAAGUGAAAGCAAGGUGUGCUGGUGGCGACAGGAGCGGGACAGCCCGCCGUGCAGAGCAUGAAGCGGACGGCUGUGGUGGCCAGGCACAAUGGCCUCGUCUCUCCGUUGGGGAACAACAACUCUGGAGCUUCUAGCAUCGUCUCGCCACCCCAUCCGAGAGCUACCAGUAUCCCCGCUUCUGCCGACACCGAUGCGGGCGGUGGGAUGGACGGCCUGCUGGAUUUCUCCAAAGGCCCCACCGUUAAAACGGAGCUAGUGUGCAAAUGGAUUGACCGAACUUCUUCAAGACAGAGGCUUGGGCGGACGGCGACAUCCGUCUGCGAUCAAACUUUCAGCUCCAUGCACGAGCUCGUGGACCACGUCACCACCGAGCAUGUAGCUGCGGGGCUGGAAAGCCUCAGUCACGUCUGUAUGUGGGACGAGUGUAUGCGCGGCGGGAAGGCGUUCAAAGCCAAAUACAAACUCAUUAACCACAUUCGCGUGCACACCGGGGAGAAGCCGUUUUCAUGCGCAUUUCCCAAUUGCGGCAAGAUGUUCGCACGCUCGGAAAACCUCAAGAUCCACACGCGCACGCACACUGGUAAGGGUUCGUGAUUGUGUGACUGCUACGAGAGCGCAGAUACUGUCAUUGCGCCCGCUCAGUCCGUGCCAUCCGUCAACACAAGCUUCCUGUCAGGGACCGAGAACACAGAGCAUAAUACACAGCGCUCUCCCCUGCUAGGAAUCCCCUCCAUGUUUACUUGGGCUUAGUUCGGUGUAGAUUCACAUUAGACUUGAGUGCUCCCUUGUUUCCUCGAGCAGCCACGGUUCUAAACUGCAGCAGAGGAGUCAAGCAAGGUGACAGGCAUCAGCACAGGUCAGAACUGAGGUUUAGUUUAGUCCUCAGGACGUGUAUGAGCGGUAAACCCGUCCUUGGGCAAUGACUAUACAUCAGUUAUUAAUCAUCAAUAACAACAGCGCUUACUGCGUUUAGGAUCUUGAAAUCAACAAGCCAGUAAAAGUCACCAGCUAAACUAGAAACAACCACACAAUGCAGAAAAUGAGUGCGAUGCUGUACCGACAUCACGGGCAGGGUAGCGCAGGGCGCUGAUUGAAACUGGCUGCAUGUGUGACAGAUGAUGCUCUGAAACUGCAUCCAAUAAAAACUGGUACUUACUGGGUGCACCCCCCCCAACAAGCUCUCACACACCUUCAUUCAUUCAUUCUAUAGACAAGUGCCACGUCUAACAUUCAUGCAUGCACUCACAAUCUAAUGGGUCAACUUACUCCAGGAUGCUUGGACAUGCAGGCUGAAGGGGCUGGGGCUCAAGCCACCAGCUCUCUGAUUGGUAGAAAAGCUGCUUCUGAUGUGAGUCACAGAGGCUCCAGCUAAGUGGUCUGCAGCCGUAUAAGUAGCUGAGUGGUCCCACAUACAUGCAGGUCCAUUUUCUGACCAUGUCUCUUAAAGAUGCUUUAUUACCACAACACUGAGUUUAUGUUACUGAUAUAGACUUUUUCUAGGAAGGCCUGUGAUGGCAUGAUGUCACGGUAGAGGCUCUGUACAUAGACUGUACAUAAAAGAUGGACACAGAUUCCAGUGAAGCCCGUGUCGGUGUAGCUAUAGUGGUGAGGUGAAAAAAGAUCAGCACAUAGCUUCAAAAAGAGGUCUGCCACUGCAUUCAUCUUUAAUACAGUCGAUGCUUUUAUGUGUGCUUCCAGUUUCCCCAAGACAUCACUCCCAUUCCCGUUAAAGACAGCAUGAAAGCAUUAGUACAACUAUGUUUUCAAAAGGAAUACAAAACAUGCAAAUGUUAAAAUUUAGCAUGUCGUUAUCUCUUCUGCUGAUAAUCAUUCAUCGUUUUACAUUAAGCUAAAUCAACCAGUCUUAUGUGAAAACAGGGUUUUUUAUUAGCUGGUGCUUCCUCGCUGACCCCACCGUGUUUUCUCUUUAUCCCAGAAGAAGGUAAAAACCCUGGUGUGUGUCUGUCCUCCCAUAUGGAAAAGAUAAAUAUAACUCUUAUAAAGUUUGUAUCUGCCUUGUGUGAAACGUGUAUGAAAAG